Messenger RNA from Hyaloscypha bicolor E, 4590 nucleotides. Its product is annotated as putative structural maintenance of chromosomes protein 4. Gene Ontology annotation, cellular component: chromosome. Gene Ontology annotation, biological process: mitotic chromosome condensation. The coding region runs from base 181 to 4422 and encodes 1413 amino acids. The transcript is spliced from 3 exons. NCBI's taxonomy places the organism in Eukaryota, Fungi, Ascomycota, Leotiomycetes, Helotiales, Hyaloscyphaceae. Gene Ontology annotation, molecular function: protein binding; ATP hydrolysis activity; ATP binding. The record is from RefSeq and is a predicted model, not a curated record.
CAUCGACACCCAGCCAGCACGGAUUUCAGUGACUGUUUAACGCGUCAUUCAACAAUUUCCCACAAUACAUUAACUUCACGGUAACUUUGAGACCGCACUCCGGUCAAUUUCAGCCCCGAACGGCGCGUCUCGGAGCAUAACGAAUAACCACAGCAUCCACGGUUCGCCAAACCCCCAAAGAUGUCGGAAUCACCCGUUAGACCUUCAAGACGUGCUGCUGCACGUAGGAAGGUGGUAGUUGAGUCUGAUGAGGAGGACGAACAAAUGCAAUCCAAGAUGGAGGUAGACAGCGAGGAAGAUUUCACACCCGCGCCAAAACAACGAAGUCCUCGAAAGGCACCCCAAUCGAGGCGGAAAACUACAAAUCCUAUUGCAAAUACUCCUCGAACAGGUGGCCGGGGAAAGAAGAGUCUUGCAAAUGAGAAGAUCGAGCCCUCUGAGAUAUUUGAUCCGGAGCAAUCUGCCAUUCCCGAGCCAGAAUCUCCAUCAAAGAAAGCUUCACCACGGAAACGGAAGAGCGCUCCUGUUCGAGGACCUCGUGCUUCUACAACACCCGAGCUCCCGCCUUCUUUGCCUACUCCAGAGGCCUCGGCAUCUCCUGAGCCCUCCCAAUUCCACGGGAUUCCUCUUGCAGACAUCACAGAAUCUCUCAAUGAUCGACCGCGGACUGCAGACAGCCAGAACUCGGUGGUGAAGCCAAUAAAUGCUAUGGAUACCAUUUUAGAGAGGCCCAUGGAUAUCGUACUGAAGUCGAGAUCAAUGGCUGUUCCUGUGACUGAAGAUACCGGCCCCAAAGCUCGAAUUGUCAUCACUUACUUGAUUCUGACGAACUUUAAGAGCUACGCUGGUCGCCAAGAAGUUGGCCCAUUCCAUGCAUCAUUCUCUUCGGUUGUAGGGCCUAAUGGAUCUGGAAAAUCGAAUGUCAUUGACUCCCUUCUCUUCGUAUUCGGCUUCAGGGCUAGUAAGAUGAGGCAGGGAAAGAUAUCAGCCCUGAUUCAUAAUUCUGCAGCAUUCCCCGACCUGGAUUUUUGUGAAGUAGCAGUCCAUUUUCAGGAAGUCAUGGAUCAGGCCAAUGGCACUCCAUUGGUGAUUCCAAAUUCAGAUCUUGUGAUAUCUCGACGCGCCUUCAAGAACAAUUCCAGCAAGUACUACAUGAAUGGCAAAGAAUCAAACUUUACUGUCGUCACUACAUUGCUUCGAGACAGAGGGGUUGAUCUCGACCACAAACGUUUUCUGAUUCUUCAGGGUGAAGUCGAGUCUAUUGCUCAGAUGAAGCCGAAAGCUGCAAACGAGCAUGAUGAUGGUCUUCUUGAGUACUUAGAGGACAUCAUUGGCACAUCGAAGUACAAGACGCCGAUUGAAGAAUCGGCGGCGGAGGUGGAGACCCUCAACGAAGUCUGUGUUGAGAAGAGUGGCCGCGUUCAGCAUGUCGAAAAGGAGAAGAAUGGCCUCGAGGAUAAGAAGAACAAGGCUCUGGCUUACAUCAAAGACGAAAAUGAGUUGACGAUGAAGCAAUCCGCCUUGUACCAACUCUAUAUUGACGAGUGUGGGGAUAACAUCACGGUCACUGAAGAGGCAAUCGGUCAGAUGAAAGCACAGCUCGAUGCGGAACUGGAAAAGCACCAAGGAAACGAAAAUGGGAUCAAGCAGCUCGAGAAGCAAUACAAGAAAGGUCAGAAGGAGUACGAAUCUCUGGAUAAAGACACCCAAUCAAUCAUCAAAGAGAUGGCAAAAUUUGACCAGGAACAUGUCAAAUUCGAGGAAAAGAGAAAGUUUCUUACGGGCAAGCAAAAGAAGCUUGAGAAGACCAUCAGUACCUCUGAAACUGCUGCAACUGACGCUCAGUCUACAAUCGAGAAUUGCACUGCAAAUAUUGAGCGAUCCGCAGGAGAGAUUGCUGCCAUGGAGAAACGAAUGAAGGCCGAGGAGAAAGAGCUUAUAACAAUUCGGGAAAGCCUCAAAGGCAAGACUCAAGCAUUCUCUGACCAAAUUGCGGCAAAGCAGAAAUCAUUGGAGCCUUGGAAUGAGAAGAUCAACAAGAAGCAAUCAUCUAUCGCCGUUGCAGAGAGCGAGCUUGCGAUUCUCCAUGAAAAAGCCAAUGCUGGCGCUGUGGCACUGGAAGAAAUGCAGGCAAAGGCGGCUAGCAUUGAAGAGGGCCGUGAAGCAAAGCUGGCUGAGCUCGAACAGUGCAAGUCGGAAAGGGCUAAGUUGGAAAAAGAUGCUGCUCGAGUUGAAUCCGAACUCCAAAAGCUGUCCCAGAAGGAACCUGAACUUCGUUCUAAGCUUUCCGGAGCUCGACAGAAAGCCGAUGAGGCUCGCGCCAGUCUCUCAAAUACACAGGCGCAGGGAAACGUACUCACCGGACUGAUGCGACUAAAAGAGUCUGGACGAAUUGACGGAUUUCACGGCCGACUUGGGAACCUCGGAACAAUUGAUCAGAAUUACGACGUUGCAAUCUCAACAGCUUGUGGUGCGCUUGACAACUUCGUGACCGACACUGUCGAAGGCGGGCAGCAGUGUAUCGAGUAUCUGAGGAAGACGAACCUGGGAAGAGGAAACUUUAUGUGUCUCGACAAGCUCGGAAGCAAAGAUCUCUCUCCGAUUGAGACUCCUGAAAAUGUGCCUCGCUUAUUUGAUCUCAUCAAAGCGACGGAUGAGAGAUUUCGACCUGCAUUCUAUCACUCACUUCAGAACACUCUCGUGGCAACGGAUCUUGCCCAAGCAAACCGAAUCGCCUACGGUGCUAAAAGGUGGCGAGUAGUGACGCUCGACGGCCAGCUGAUUGAUAAGUCGGGUACCAUGUCUGGAGGUGGUAAUACUGUGAAGAAGGGCCUGAUGUCUGCCAAACUCGUUGCUGAGGUGUCGAAAGAUCAAGUUGCUAAACUGGAGGUCGACCGUGAUGCACUAGAGCAGGAUUUCCAGAAAUUCCAAGAGCGUCAACGAGAGCUUGAGUCGUCCCUCAGAGAUCUUAACGACCAAAUCCCCAAGCUCGAUACGAAAAUGCAAAAAAUCGGCCUCGAAGUCGAGAGCUCUGCGCGGAACUUGGCUGAUGCUCAGCGAAGAAUCAAGGAAUUGAGCAAGGAGCAUCAACCAUCGAAGACCGAUGACAGCCGUGUGGCUUCUCUGGAGAAGGAAAUCGCGAAGCUCAAUAAAGAAAUCGAGAAACUCCAUGGUGAAACUGCCAGUGUCGAGCAAGAGAUCAAAGCGCUGCAAGAUAAGAUUAUGGAAGUCGGUGGAGAGAAGCUCCGCGCCCAGAAAUUGACGGUCGAUGCCCUUAAAGAAGAGAUCGACAAUCUCAACGAGACUGUGUCUACUGCAGAAGUGACACGAGCAAAGGCUGAGAAGCAGAAGACGAAGCAUGAGAAAGAUCACGCGAAGGCUACGAAAGAACUGCAAGCCGCUAUUUCAGAUCUCGAGUCGUUGGAGGAAGACAUCAAAAACCAAAGCUCUAAUGCGGAGGGGUACCAAGCCAAGGUGGACGAAGCACAAGAGGCAUUGAAGGCAAAGAAGAAAGACCUCAAUGCGCUCAAGGCCGAAUUGGACGAAAAGACUACAGUGCUCAAUGAGAUUCGUGCGAUCGAGAUCGAGAUGAAAAACAAGCUCGAAGAAAACCAAAAGGUUCUUGCAGAGAAUCAGAAACGCCUCAGGUACUGGAAUGAGAAGCUCGGCAAACUUGCUCUCCAAAACAUCAGUGAUCUUGGGGAAGAGAUUGAGGCACAAGAGCUUCCAAGUUACACCAAGGAUGAACUGACAGAUAUGAGCAAAGACACAUUGAAGAGUGAAAUUGCUGCUCUGGAAGAAAAGACUCAGAACAUUAAUGUUGAGCUUGGUGUUCUUGCCGAAUACCGUCGACGAGUUGAGGAGCACGCUGCCAGAAAGGCGGAUCUUCAGAGCGCUGUUGCCCAGCGUGACUCAGCAAAGAAACGAUGCGACGACCUGCGCCGCCUCCGCCUGGAAGGUUUCAUGGAAGGCUUCAGCACAAUUUCUCUCCGCUUGAAGGAGAUGUAUCAAAUGAUCACUAUGGGAGGAAACGCCGAACUUGAGCUAGUAGACUCCUUGGAUCCUUUCUCAGAAGGGAUCCUGUUCAGUGUCAUGCCGCCGAAGAAGUCUUGGAAGAACAUUUCCAACUUGUCUGGUGGUGAGAAGACAUUGAGUAGUCUGGCACUAGUUUUUGCCUUACAUCACUACAAACCUACUCCACUUUAUGUGAUGGACGAGAUUGAUGCGGCAUUGGAUUUUAGAAAUGUUUCGAUUGUUGCGAGUUACAUCAAGGAGAGGACGAAGAACGCUCAAUUCAUUGUUAUCUCCCUGAGAAACAACAUGUUUGAACUUGCUUCGAGACUUGUCGGAGUGUACAAGGUCAAUCACAUGACCAAAUCGGUAACGAUCGAGAAUCGGGACUACAUCAACGGAAUGGCAUAAAUGAGAAGGGGCAAGGGGAGCGGAAAUUCUGUUUUUGGAGUUCGGAUUGAAAUGUAACAUAUCACGAUGUAGUAAUGAGUUGAAUGUCAAAACGCAAUAACGCCUAGCUGAAAAAACCUCAUCUCGAUCGUGUGAUACAGUAUUUGCUUUUCAAAACACCAAAAGGUA